Molecule: messenger RNA, 6162 nt
Organism: Erpetoichthys calabaricus (reedfish)
Lineage: Eukaryota; Metazoa; Chordata; Cladistia; Polypteriformes; Polypteridae
Gene: ahi1
Product: Abelson helper integration site 1
Exons: 27
Coding region: 228-4118 (1296 amino acids)
Biological process (GO): motile cilium assembly
Cellular component (GO): ciliary basal body
Molecular function (GO): protein binding
Source: RefSeq, a predicted model, not a curated record
GUCUGCGACGACGUUGUUGUUGUUGUGGUGGUGCUGCGCUGCCAUCGUAACGAGCCGCCGCUUCUGAACGCCUUGGAAGACGCGAAUGGAGUUCGAAUAAAGUGGACGGAUUUACAGGGAAACGCUUGCCGAAUUAGUUCGAAGUAGGAAAAUCUGUGACGUCAAUGUUGUAAUACACGGACACACGGCACCUCAGUUCAGUAUGAACUUUACCUUCAUAGUUGAAGAUGCCAACAGGUGAGAAUGAGACAAAACAAAAGGCCAAAGCUCGUUUAGAAGAUGUUUUUAAGAGUUACACAGGACUUCCUACAGAUAAGAAAAAAUCAAAGAAAAAAAGUACUCCGAAUCAAGAGGAAAUUGCUCUUGAUUCUUUGAGAAAGAGUCUUGACCUACAGAAGAAAUCUGAAGAUGAUGAGACUAUCUUGAAUAACACAUACAAUUCAGAGGAGCAGAGUCCGCGUUUCACAAAGAAUAAACUGAGAGACCUUAAAACAUCUUCCACUGAAAAAAUAAUUAACAGUUUUUACAAUGAAGAAGAACCAAAAUAUGUUAAACCUAAGAAGAAGAAAAAGAAGGAAGCAGUGGAGGAUCCAAGACAAAAUGAAGAUAACUACGAUGGGCUUGGCAUUUCAGUUAGGAAUGAGGACUCCCAGCUUCCUAAGGCAGUAACAUAUAAUCCCAUUUUAGAGUCUGAUGAUAUCAUCAAGAAAUCUAGUAAAAGGACGAGAAAGGUUCCGAGGUUGCCUGAGGAAAGGGAAUUAACAACUAACAUGCAAGAGUAUGAUAUCCAGGUACAACAGACUAACGAAGAUGCAAUUAGAAUGAAGCUGAAAAAAAAGAUUGCAGAGAAGAUGAUGGAAUCGAUGGAAGCUAUUAAUCAGGAAGUGGUUUUAAAUAAUGAAACUGAGCGAAAGAAGAAGAAGAAGAAAGAGAGAAUAAUAACUAUACCUAAAGAUGAAACCAGUGUCGUAUCUGCACCAGAACAGCAAGAUGACCCAAUUGAAGGAACUAGUAAGAAGAAAAAGAAAGAAGAGAUUGUGAUUGCUAAAAAUUCAGAUGACACCUGGCCUAGAAAACAGGAAAAGGAAGAAAUUAUUGAAGAGCAACCAUUGCCAAUGCCAAAAGGGAAGAAGAAGAAGAAGAAGAAAAAGGAUGAAGCAUUAGUUGAAGAAAGACCAGCUGAAGAUAUUAUUUCCGCUGAACCUGAGAGUGAAACCUUUCAAAAUGAAGUAAAGCAUUCGUUUGAUGAAAGUCUUGUACUAGGGGUUUACAUCCACAGAACAGAUCGACUAAAGACUGACAUGAUGGUAUCUCACCCCAUGGUAAAGGUUUAUGUAGUUGAUGAAACUACUGGGGAAUACUUGAGGAAGGAGAACAGCUGUCGUCCUGUUUCAUCCUUUUAUGAGCAAGAAAAGGUGGAGCAUAUUUUGCCUAUUAUGACACAACCUUAUGAUUUCAAAAAAUAUAAGUCAACUGUCCCAGAGUGGGAGGAACAGAUUGUCUUCAAUGAGCGAUUUGGAUACUUUUUACAGGAGAAUGAGCAAAGUCCUAAAGUAAUCUUAUUUUUCGAGGUCCUUGAUUUCAUGAGCAUGGAUGAAGCCAGGGCUAACUUUGAAUUACAGACUAAGCAGGAGAGGGGCUUUCGAAAAAUUGCAUGGGCAUUUUUGAAGCUUGUAGGCACAAACAAUGUACUGAAUGUCAACAAUAAAGUUAGACUGCAGCUUUACUACCCUCAUAUAAAAAGCAGGACAAAACCAAAUAUCAUUGAAAUUUAUGAAUGGUGGAAAAAUUUCCCACGGAAUCGAUAUCCAUCAACACUUUAUGUUACAAUCAAAGGCCUAAAGUUACCAGAAAAGGUGGACCCCAGUGUUCGCUCCAUGAUGGCUCUUCAACAGGAGAGGGGUAGUACAUCGUACAGUGAGCUCCAGAGUGAAAUGGCAGGAAAGGGUGCUAGUUUACUUCAGGAUGAAAAGAUAUCUGGGCUGAUGAAGUGGAGCAGACUACCUGGACAGGUGUGCCGCAUCCCAAAUAAGCUUUUCCUGUCUUUUAAAGGGGGACAGAUGGGAUGUUUUGCUGUUCGUUUCUCCCAUAAUGGAAAUAUUUUAGCAACUGCCUGUGCAGACAAGGAUGGGUAUCCCAUAGUAGCAUAUGAAAUUCCUUCUGGUAAAGUUUUAGGAGCAUUUAAUGGUCACCUAAAUAUUGUUUAUGAUCUUUCCUGGUCUAAAGAUGAUAAAAGUCUCCUCUCUGCAUCCUCUGAUGGAACUGUAAGAGUUUGGAACAUGGAAACAUUUCAAGGAUUGGUGGAAAAGGUGCUCCCUCACCCCUCAUUUGUCUAUGCUGCCCAAUUUCACCCUGCUGCCCAGUAUUUGGUAGUGACCGGAGGCUAUGACUGUGUAAUUCGCAUAUGGAAUGUGAAAGUAAAAAAUACAAAUGGCCAACUGCUUCAGGAAUUUGAUGGCCAUAAAAGCUUCAUCAACACACUUUGCUUCAGUAAAGAAGGAAUAAAUAUGUUUUCUGGAGACAGCUCAGGUCUCAUUAUUGUGUGGAAUACAUUUGCAGAAGAAAAUUUUCAUCUCCGUCAGAUACAGCAGUGGGGCAUUGAAAAAGAAAUACAGGAGAAUGACUUGAAAGGAGUUUCAAUAAAUCACUUGGAGGUGCACCCAAAUGGACGUCGUCUGCUAAUUCAUGCUAAAGACAGCACUCUCAGAAUAAUGGACUUGAGAAUAUUAGCUGCAAAAAAGUACACUGGUGCCACAAACUACCGAGAGAAGAUCCACAGUAACCUCACUCCCUGUGGAAGUUUUCUUUUUUCUGGAAGUGAAGAUGGCAUGGCUUAUGUCUGGAAUGCAGAGACAGGAGACCAGGUUGCAGUGUACUCUGAGCUCUGUUACUCAUCUCCACUUCGUGAUGUUGCUUUUCAUCCUCAUGAGAACAUGGUGGCAUUCUGUGCAUUUGGAUCUCACCAUCCAGUUUAUGUUUAUUUAUAUGAUCGCAAAGUUGCUCAAAUGGAAGCGGAGGCUGUGAAAGACGUGGAAGGACAUCUUAUUGCAACAGUUCCUAAGGGGCCCAGGUUUCUGUGCAAUGUUUCAGAUGUUGCCACACUGCAGGAUUCAACAUUGUCUUCCAUGGAUGGCUUUGCAAGAUCUGCUAGGAAGUCAAUGCGAAAGCAGCAAGUGAUGCAAUUGCUGGAUUCGGUUCUGGAACCAUUGCAACAUAACAUCUCUGCGACUGACUACAUGUAUGAAAAUUCAGGCAUGAUUUCUGCUAUGUCGGGGGGUUUGAUUAAUGACAACAGUACCAGGAAUCCUGUAAGCAGUACCUACUUUCAAACGGUCAGCUCAAAUGUUUCGCUUCCUGCUCCAUCUUUGCUCUCGCCACACUCCAAACUAAGACUUCCCAGUUCAUUUGGCACUCAGCUGAUUGCUCCGCAGUCCCUGACCUCGCACGGUGGGAGGUUCAGCCCAGUCGGACAGCGUUUUGCUCGGACUCCAUCAUUCAAACUGCACACGAGUCUUGCGGAUCCCUCAGCGUCAUUCCUUAGAUUUGAAACAAAUGUUUUGCCAACUGUUCAGCAAAGAGUUGUCGCCCUCUACGACUACACAGCGAAUCGAUCAGAUGAACUAACCAUACGUCGUGGUGACAUUAUCCAAGUGUUGUACAAAGAUAAUGAUAACUGGUGGUUUGGACAUCUAGCAAAUGGACAGCAAGGCUACUUUCCGGCUAAUUAUGUGGCUGAUGAAACGGGGUAUGAGGAGGAUUUGUCCCGCACACUUGAGCCAAACUCUGAAACAUCCAACCAGCAAGAAGAAGCUGAACAGAGGACUCCAACACCCACAAAGAUGACAGCAGUAAUCAGCAGGCGGGGAGAACUGAAGCUCAUCUCGGAGCACGAGACGGAUUCAGAAUCGCCAGCAUACCAGGUCCAUAAAAAGAAAAAGAAGAAAACAACAUCAGGAAGAAAGUUGGACGCUGCCAUCCCUCAAUAUUCCUCUGAAUCUGCAGCAGUUGAAGUGGAGCAGCAGCAAUUUAGUGAGACUGCGAGAAAAAGGAGGACAAAGUCACAUGUAAAACACUCUGACGGGAGUGGAAACGUCAAUGACGGCUUUCAAGUGGACUAAUAGGUGCACAAUGAAUGUAUAAGGCUGAACGGCGGGUGACAUGACACCUCACUACCUGAGUAACAAAAAGAGGUUCGACUGAAAGAUACUCACUCAAACAUUUCACAAGGUCACAAUAUGGAGGAGCCAGAGAACCACUUCUUCAUUUAUGCGACCUUCAUGGACUACAGUAGUUCUACGCUGCUCCAGGUACUGAGUCUAGGCAGAGUUUUGCUUUAUUUAUUUAGCUGCAAAAUGUAUUGUACAAUUGUACGUAUUAUGUUAAGUCAGAUAUCUAAGGAAGAUGCUCAAAUUUAUAUUUACCUUUUUUCAUCAAAAAAAGAAAUUUUUUAUAAGAAUUAUGUAUAUAAUUAAUUUUUAACAAAUUUGAUGUAUUUUCAAUAUGCUUUUUAGGUAUAGGCAUACGAUUACACACCACUGGUGACUGUUUUUUUCCCUUAAUCAAAAUUGUACACUUCACUAAAUAUACAGUACAUCCAUCUUUAACAACUUGGAGUGCUUUACGUCAGUUACAUGGCAGCCUCAGUUUUUAUAGCGUAGUGUAACACACUCUUCAUUACGAGUUUGUUUAAGACAAGAGAGUUGAGUGAAAAGCCUUCAGAGAUCCGUUUCUAUGGUAUCAUGGAUGAAGUCCCACUUCAUUCAAACAGUUAAACUUUUUGUGAAGAACUAGGAGGCUUCACCCCCUGCUUGCUUCACUCGCCAACCCCUUAUCCCCCCCCCUUGUGAAGAGGGGGGCUGAAUGCACCCAAAAGAGAUCCGGCCGCUCCUCCAAAACCCUCUUAAAACGGUGAAACAAUGGGAAGCAAAUACUUCUUUUUUUUUUUUAACCUCCUCUUUGCUCGAUCAGCUGCUGCCUUGCCUCGUGAUCUGCAUUUUGUGUGGCGCUUCAAACAUUAAUCGCGGGACAUGAAAGUGUCUCUUCAAAAGAUCAUGUCUCAUCGCAAGAUUUUUUUUUAUAAUAGAGAGAUAUGAAGCAUGUCUUGUAUUAUAUUUAUUUUUUAUAGCACCUGCUUAAAGGAAUACUCCACCCAAAAAUGAUAUUCUUUCUAUAAGUUACUUACUCCAUGUAGUUUGUAGUAAGAGCUGAGAAAAAGUUUUAAUGUCAUGUUUUCAGGCAGAACAGAGAGAGAGAGAGAAACACAGACAGACAGAGUGAGUGUGAGUGAGAGACACAGAGACAGACAGAGACAGAGUGUGAGUGAGUGAGUGAGACAGACAGACAGAGAGUGUGAGUGAGACAGACAGACAGAGUGAGUGAGUGAGAGAGUGAGUGAGAGACACUGAGACAGACAAACAGACAGAGAGACGUUUCUGACCCAGUAGGCAUUUGAGGUGACAACAGAAAACGAUAUCAAAAACUCUGACAUGACUUGUAUUGUGCAAUUCACAUGUCAAGUCACUCCGUCGUAUGCUCACAACAUGGGAAUACAAUUCCUGUGUCUGCACUACUCUUAUUUAUUUAAUGAUGUUUUGGAGAAAAAAAAAAAGCAUUUUUCCACAUUGUUAGCACAUGGCUGAAUAAAUGACAUGUGGGUUAUGUGGGGCAUUUUUGGAAGUUGCUUAAAUGUUUUCCACCAUAGACUUUUGUUCCACCAGGAAAGUUUGUUAUCUCUCUUCUCCAUGAAAAUAUCCCAUUAAUUUUUUGUCAGCCAUUACAAACUACAUGGGGUAAAGCAACCAAAAAACAUUUUCAAUUUUUUGGGUAGAGAACUCCUUUACAUUACAUAGAAGUGUACUAAUUUCUAUACACAGCAUUAUAUUUUUAUGUAGUAAUAAUCUAAAUGUCCUUAAUAUCCUGCCUCACCAGUAAAAACGUUUUUCAUCCGUAAUGAUGGUUUAAAAAUGUGUCACCAGUUCCGUGUGGUUUCACCUCAUAAGUCAAAUGUGCACUUUCUUUAAAUGUCUACUUUGAUACAAUCCUUACUAUGCUGUUUUACCCAAUCAAACAUAUUUGCAGGCAAAUGUAUUUGAUAUCCUUGAGCUGCAUGUCAACGAAAUUGUUUUCUAUAAUAAUAAUAUGAUUUAUAAAAGGAUAAGUGUC